CUCCUUCAGCUGGCCCUCCACUAGUUUUUGACAACAACGACUCUGCCGACAAUGUCCACAUCGUGACUAUCUCUGACAAAAGCGCGCUCCCCAUUUGUUUCAUAGUUUGGUGUGCUUUUAUUUCCAAGUUCGUGCAUUAUGGAGCCGUCCGCGCCCAAAAGCAAGCUGAAAAAGCUGAGCGAGGACAGCUUAACCAAGCAGCCAGAGGAAGUGUUUGAUGUUCUGGAGAAACUCGGAGAAGGCUCAUAUGGCAGUGUUUUUAAAGCCAUCCACAAAGAGUCUGGUCAGGUUGUGGCUAUCAAGCAGGUUCCUGUGGAGUCUGAUCUGCAAGAAAUCAUCAAGGAGAUCUCCAUCAUGCAGCAGUGUGACAGUCCUUAUGUAGUAAAGUACUACGGCAGCUACUUCAAGAAUACAGACCUGUGGAUUGUUAUGGAGUACUGUGGAGCCGGCUCUGUUUCUGACAUCAUAAGGCUGCGAAACAAAACGCUGACAGAAGACGAGAUUGCCACCAUCUUGAAGUCAACAUUGAAGGGUCUUGAAUACCUUCACUUCAUGAGAAAGAUCCAUCGUGACAUCAAGGCAGGAAACAUCCUUCUCAACACAGAGGGCCACGCCAAACUGGCAGACUUUGGAGUCGCAGGACAGUUAACGGACACAAUGGCUAAAAGAAACACUGUGAUUGGUACACCGUUCUGGAUGGCCCCAGAGGUGAUCCAGGAGAUUGGCUACAACUGCGUAGCAGACAUCUGGUCCCUGGGCAUCACAUCCAUAGAAAUGGCCGAGGGCAAACCUCCCUACGCUGACAUCCAUCCUAUGAGGGCCAUCUUUAUGAUCCCCACCAACCCUCCUCCUACGUUCAGGAAACCGGAGCUUUGGUCAGAUGAAUUCACAGAUUUUGUCAAGAAGUGUUUGGUGAAGAACCCCGAGCAGAGAGCAACUGCCACACAGCUCCUACAGCAUCCAUUCAUCAACCUUGCCAAGCCAGUCACAAUCCUGAGAGAUCUGAUCACUGAAGCCAUGGAGAUGAAAGCCAAGAGACAGCAGGAGCAGCAGAGAGAGCUGGAGGAGGAGGACGACAACUCUGAGGAGGAGACAGAGGUGGACUCUCACACCAUGGUAAAGACGGGACAGGAGGGUGCCGGGACCAUGCGAGCCACCAGCACCAUGAGCGACGGGGCGCAGACCAUGAUCGAGCACAGCACCAUGCUGGAGUCUGACCUGGGCACUAUGGUCAUCAACAGUGAUGAUGAAAAUGAGGAAGACGACCAAGGAUCAAUGAGAAGGCACGCCACCUCCCAGCAGCCUAUCCGUCCGUCCUUCAUGGAUUAUUUUGAUAAGCAGGACUCCAACAAGGCGGCCCAGCAGCAGGAGAACUACAACCACAACCAGCCGAAGGAGCAGCCCGGCUACCACAUCCAGUCUAAAAAUGUCUUCCCUGACAACUGGAAGGUUCCUCAAGACGGAGACUUUGACUUUUUGAAGAAUCUGGACUUUGAGGAGCUGCAGUUGCGCCUGAGCGCCUUGGAUCCGAUGAUGGAGCGGGAGAUCGAGGAGCUCAGGCAGCGCUACACUGCCAAAAGGCAGCCCAUCCUGGACGCAAUGGAUGCCAAGAAGAGGCGACAACAGAACUUCUAGGUGUUGCUCCCAUCAGCACCGCUCCUGUUUUAGGUCUCCACAACCAGCAUGGAACGUAACGUCCCAGAGACUGAAGGGAGAAUAAAAAGACCGCCAUAUUGUUGCUAAUGGAAGCCCCGUACUGUCCCAACUACUCGCUGAUCUCUGAAUGAAGUUACACGCUUUCUUUCCUGGGUGGUGUUUGUUCAGCUCCAGGAUGUUUAUUUUUCCUUCCUCUUCAAGUUAAUUUCUAAUGAGCGCUUCUCAGAUU
Molecule: messenger RNA, 1885 nt
Organism: Nematolebias whitei (Rio pearlfish)
Lineage: Eukaryota; Metazoa; Chordata; Actinopteri; Cyprinodontiformes; Rivulidae
Gene: stk3
Product: serine/threonine kinase 3 (STE20 homolog, yeast)
Exons: 11
Coding region: 139-1635 (498 amino acids)
Biological process (GO): protein phosphorylation; protein tetramerization; regulation of MAPK cascade
Cellular component (GO): cytoplasm
Molecular function (GO): protein serine/threonine kinase activity; ATP binding
Source: RefSeq, a predicted model, not a curated record